Messenger RNA from Acanthocheilonema viteae, 1044 nucleotides. NCBI's taxonomy places the organism in Eukaryota, Metazoa, Nematoda, Chromadorea, Rhabditida, Onchocercidae. The record is from the annotation of a GenBank genome assembly.
AUGCAAAAUAAGAAAAUUUUGCCGUGGGAUACUCGGACAGGUGAAAUUGUUCAGGAAUAUGAUCGCCACUUAGGGAUUGUUAACUCAAUAACAUUUUUUGACAAGAAUCGAAGAUUCUGCUCAACUUCUGAUGAUAAGUCAAUUCGAAUAUGGGAAUGGGAAAUUCCUGUGGAUACAAAACUUAUUCAGAAUGCCGGCUUACACUCAAUACCAACGAUGACGAAGUCUCCAACAGAAAAAUGGAUAGUUGGUCAGUCGAUGGAUAAUCGUAUCGUAUUAUUCCAACUGAUUGAUGACAAAUUACGAUUUGCCAAAAAGAAAGCGUUCAAAGGACAUAAUGUUGCUGGUUAUGCUUGUUCAGUGGAUUUCGCACCAGAUAUGAGCUUUCUAACAUCGGGUGAUGCGGAUGGCAAAGUAUUCAUUUGGGAUUGGCGUAAUCACAAAAUAGUGGCGCGAUGGAAAGCACACGAUGAUUGCGUUAUCGCAACAUUAUGGCAUCCACAUGAAACUUCGAGAAUGAUAACCGGAAGCUGGGAUAAUGUGAUUAAAAUGUGGUUUCGUCAAAAAUUUCUUUCUGGAGCAGAUUGUAUCUCAAUUUCUGAUCGGAAGAAAUAUUGUGAGGGAUAUUGUCAAGGUGGUCAUAUGCUUGCCAUAGGAUGCAUAUGCAACACUCGUCGUAGCUAUCGAUUCAGGUUUCUGCGCGAUUUCAAUAAAAACGAACUGAAAUUGAGGACAGUUCCAGAGAAAUGGAAAGGCCGCAUUCAGUGGUGGAAAGAACCUAUCUACAUUUCACCGCAUGUGAAUGUCUUACAGAAGGGAGUCGAUUUCACUUUUCAAGACGGUCGACCAAUCUAUGUAACAUCUCUAGAUGAGGUGCGGAGGAAAAAGGAACAAAUCGAGUUGGGGAAACGAAUUGUUAAACUGCUUGGUGAAGUGCGCGACGCAGAAGAAAUGUACAAACAGCGGUUGGAAGCCGAAAAACAGGAAAAUGAAAGAAGACUUGCAAUAGUACCACUGCCAAAAGGUACACAAGAAAUAUCAUAA